Messenger RNA from Oldenlandia corymbosa var. corymbosa, 582 nucleotides. The record is from the annotation of a GenBank genome assembly. Lineage: Eukaryota; Viridiplantae; Streptophyta; Magnoliopsida; Gentianales; Rubiaceae.
AUGUUGAACAACGUCACCAUGUUCAGAUGCUAUAAAGAAGACCCCAAGACGAUUAGAGAACUGAACAGCUCUUUCCUUGGAAAUGGUUGCGCAUACUAUGGUGAAUGUGGCGGCUUCAUUUACUAUUAUCAUAGAUAUCCAAGCACCGGCCCACCUCCAGCUUUAAAGAUUGAUCCUUCUUGUUCAGCUUUCUAUUAUCCCAUGAACAAAUCGAUUUCUAAACACAUCAAUAAAUCAGAUGAUGUUCCGGACGUGUUCGAUUUAUUGAGUGGUGAGUUUGAUCUUCAGUGGCAUAUUUCUAAUGAUUGCGCCGAUUGCCGUCGCCGAGGAGGCCUUUGUCAAACUGAUUGGUCCAACGAACGCCAUUGUAUCAAUGCCGAAACCAAGAGCCUCGGCACAGGAAGAUUCAGAGCCUGGAUCUGGAUUGUUGUGGCUGUAUCUGUUUCCACUCUGUUGUUGCUGAUUGGCUUUGUCUACUGUAAGAAGGCUAAAGCUCGAGGUACUCAUCAUCAUACUCCACACACUUCCUUGAUUCAUGGCUUGUUAAAAAUCUCUGAAAAGCAUUCCUCUGUUCUGCAAUGA